Molecule: messenger RNA, 348 nt
Organism: Penicillium crustosum
Lineage: Eukaryota; Fungi; Ascomycota; Eurotiomycetes; Eurotiales; Aspergillaceae
Product: Peptidoglycan-binding Lysin subgroup
Exons: 3
Coding region: 1-348 (115 amino acids)
Source: RefSeq, a predicted model, not a curated record
AUGACUGUCAAAAAGGGACAACCUGCCCAAGGCGUUGUCACUAUCACAUAUACGGUACGCGAUGAAGACGGAUUUUAUAACGUGCUUCAAAAUGAUUACGGUAUCCUCAAAGACUGGGUUAUUCAAUACAAUAAGCCACAAGGCGAAGUGUACCACAGCUGGCUAAAAAAGGCUGCCAAUGAUGAUAUCAAGGUUCCUAAUCUCAAGUCUGUGAUCGAAACUACAGUCCCCAACAUCACAACACUUCAAGCUGUUAUACUCGGAAGCUUCACGGAGAUGCGUAUGGGGGCCACGGAUGCCUCCGACUACAGUCAUACACAUGCUGUUGUAUGUUGUCAGUAUCUCUAA